AAGUGUUCGGUUUUAUUUUGGAGGAGUUGUCGCAGCGCAGGGAGGACAGCGAUGGGACACAGCCGAUAUUUACCCCAAAUAAAUCAAACUAAAGCCCGGACUCAGACGGUGGUGAUAGACAAGCGGUAGCUCCGGUGUUUUUUGUGGCUUUAGUGGUUAUUUGCUCGCGGGGUUUUAAAGGCAGAGGAAGAGGAAGUGUAACUUAGCAAGAAUUGUUCUUCCAGGGGGAGGAAGUUUGCGGUGGCGAAGGAAACAUAAUAGGAAACCGGGGAGGGCCGAAAUAUCCCGACAUGGAGGACUCCGGGUCGGCCCUGGAGAAAAAUGUGGCCGACCUCACGGUGAUGGACGUGUACGACAUCGCCGCGGUGGUGGGCCAGGAGUUCGAGCGGAUCAUAGACCAGUACGGCUGCGAGGCUCUGUCCAGGCUGAUGCCCAAAGUGGUGCGGGUCCUGGAGAUCCUAGAGGUGAUGGUGAGCCGGAGCAGCAUCAGCCCGGAGACCGAGGAGCUGCGGCUGGAGCUGGACAAGCUGCGGCUGGAGAGGAUAGACCGGCUGGAGAAGGAGAAGAGGCACAGAAAGGAGCUGGAGCUGGUGGAGGACGUGUGGAGAGGAGAAGCUCAGGACCUCCUCUCUCAGAUCGCUCAGCUGCAGGAGGAGAACAAAACGCUCCUCACCAACAUGUCCAUCAAAGACCCGAUGAGCGAGGAGGACCUGCAGCGGCACGAGGGUAUGACAGAGAGAGAGAGGCAGGUGAUGAAGAAGCUCAAAGAGGUGGUGGACAAGCAGAGAGACGAGAUUCGAGCCAAGGACCGUGAGCUCACGCUGAAAAACGAGGACAUAGAAGCACUCCAGCAGCAGCAGUCUCGCCUGAUGAAGAUCAACCACGACCUGCGUCAUAAGAUCUCGGUGGUGGAGGCUCAGGGGAAAGCCCUGAUCGAACAGAAGGUGGAACUGGAGGCCAGCGCUCAGGCGCGGGGCCAAGAAGUCGGCGCCCUUCGGCAGGAAAUCACACGUUUGAGGGAGCGACUCCAAGGAGAGCUGCCUCCCCAGAAUCCUGAAGAGCCCCCGCCUCAGCCUCCUUCACCUGCAGAGCAGCGUGGCAGAGCUGCUACAGUGGUGUUGGGGGCUGAGGGCUGGUCGGACAGACCCGACCUCUCUGAGCUGAUGUCAGGGGGGUUUGACCCCGCCCCGCGGCCCCUGGAUGAGGAGGCUGAGGACGAGGCGGUGUUGCUUUGGGAGGCGAUGUGCGAUGAGGACAUGCCUGCUGUGUUCCAAUAUUUUACCAAGGAGGCGCUGUGCGAGGAGGAGACCGGAGGAGGCCUGGACCCAAAGGACCCCAACCGGCCCCGGUUCACCCUGCAGGAGCUGAGGGACGUCCUCCACGAGAGGAACGAGCUCAAGGCCAAAGUCUUCCUGCUGCAGGAGGAGCUGGCCUACUACAAAAGUGAUGAGACAGAAGACGAGGUUGUUACUCCGUCUCCGUCUCCUUCGCCUGAACUGAGGACUCGCUCCCGAUCUGCUGCACAGCCAGAGUCAGGAAUCAAACGCCUGUUUAGUUUCUUCUCACGCGACAAACAGCGGACUUCGCAGCGGAGUGCGCAGUUUGACGGCGGCUUCGGCUCAUGGGCGGGGAAAGACGACGUGUACACAGAACAAGCCCAGGAGGCGUUACAGCACAUGUAGUCACUGGACGCGGGGACUUUGUGUCGAGGUUCCUCAGACUCCCAGAAACUCUUUAAUGCUCCCCAUGUUCAUCACCCGAGGCCGGCUCGUGACCCAUCGACUGCACACCAAAACCACCACUAGUGACUCACACCGCAGCUGAAAUAUCAUGUGCUUCAGGUGAGAGGACUGACAGGAAGAGAACAGAUAAAAAGUUUAUUUAUCUCAGUGAGCGAUGGCACAUAGACUGUUCUCCUUUAAAUGUUUUGGUGCCUGAAGGAUUUUGCAGAAUCAGACAGAGAGAGAAGGUAAACUCAAGUUGUGGGAUGGAAAGUAGGAAGUUGUUGAUAUGUUGCUCAAAGUCCAGAGUGAAAAGCAGGUGGAAAUGUCUACACAGAUGAAGGUUUGGGACACAAAAGUGUGCGAUAAAUUUUCUGCCCAACUCCAGGUGUUAAUAGAAAACAGAGUUUAGUUUUAAAGGGUUUGCAAUUAAAUAAAAAAGGAGGGUUUUAUUACAAUCCCUACAGAAAUUAAAAGACAAACCUGCAGAGAAAACAAACAAUCACUGAGAUUUAAAAACACUUUCAUGUCCCGUUAAUUUAUUUGAAAUCUCCUGUCCUUGUUCGUGUGGGCAGCUCGUUUGUCCGUCACCAGCAUUCUGCCAAUUUGAACUAUGCAGCUCUGCACAUUUAAAAAGCACAGAGGCCUGUUUAUAAAAUGUUGCAUAGAACCACAUUUAAAAGAUAAAAACACUUAAAGGUGCUUUUAUUCAUAAUACACUGUAAGAAUAUGUAUGGAAGCCCAUUUCUGCCAAGAAAAUAAAAAGUAAAUAUAGUUUAAAAGAUAAAAAUACUCAUGGGUUUGACGUAUUUAUCAAGUCUUUGACUUAGUAUUAAAAGUCUAAUAAUUUUCACGUAGUAUAUCAGUUUUUAUAUCUCAUAAUUUGUCAAAACUGUGAUAACUUGACAUCCUGCCACAUCAUUCUGACUAUAAUAACAAUAAUAUUAUAGUAAAUUCUUAUAAUUUUGACUUACCAGCUCAUAAUUUGAAUUUAUCAAGACAAAAUAUCUCAUAACUUUGACACAUUAUGUAAUAUUUUUUUGUAAAUAAUCAUAGUUUUAACACAGAAUUUUAUAAUUCAUUAUUAUAAUUAAAAACAGUUUUUCUCAGUAAAUAAUCAUAAUAUUGUCAUGGUAUUAAAAUCAUGAGAUUCAAAGUCAAAACUUAAAGAAUAUUUUUCUUUCCCUGGCAGAAAUGGGCUUCUAUAAUCAUAAAGUUUACAGUAUUCUUCUGUCUAACUCACAGUUAUUAUGAAAUGAAGACAUAUGUCCACUUCAUAUCAGAGCAAUAGAUGCAGUGUGUGAAUUCAGCACCAAAUCUGUCACUGCUUCACCGUAUCACCAGCUGAACCAAAGCAGGUUACAAUAAGUGACCUUCCUCUUUGGUGAUUAAGCAAACACAUGCAGUAUAUAUUAAAAAAAACAUCUUACUCUCAUCGCAGGUUCCUCAUGGCCUUUAAACACUGAGUUUUACAAAAGCAGAAUUAUCAGUAUUAAACUUCAGGAGCUGCAGCAGCUGCCUGUACGAGACUUUACCUCUUAACUUAUUUAUGUUUUUAAUAAAACGGAGGAGGAAAGUGAUGAUUUUAAUCAUCCUGUGCUGAGAAGCUGAGUUAAAUCUUAUCACAGCAGCUUAAAGUCUAAGUCUGGUGAUUCUUUAGUAUAUUUUCCUUAUUGUCAACAAAUCCCACACUGUCCUGUGGCCCCAAACACCCACCCUGCUAAAAUAAUCCCCAACAGAUUACUCCUGUAACACUCCAUAAAAACAACAGUGCCCUGUGGCUUUAAGAAAUUAUUUAAGGUUUAAAAAGAUGAAAUUAAAUAUUUGUGAAGUGUUUUUAAAGAUUUACAUCUUCAGUCGGAACUAAAAGUUUGUUUUUGGUCUUUUCAUCAUUGGAUUUGUUGACACUAAUAAAAAUAUAUGAUAUCACCAGCCUUAUUCUUUAAAAUCAUUAGUGUCUUCCAGUAAAUUUAGCUUGUAUAUGAGCCACAAAUAAAGCUAGUUUUUUAAUAAAAGGACAGUUUAAAAAACACUCUUGUUGCUACUAAAAGAAAACAGUAAUUUUGUGUGAUUUUCCACAAAGUAAGGCAGCAUUAAAGCUAAACUGUAAUUAUUUUUAAUACCUUAUUCUACACUCCACAUAUCUGCUUUUGCCACAGAUCAUGUAGAAAAUACACAGCUAUAUACUCACAAGUUUACGUUUUUUAGGGAAUUACCUAAUAAAAUGUGCUUUUAUGCAUCAUUUGUACAAGGCCUCACAUAUAAACAUGGUUUCAAGCUAAGAAAAAAAACAGUAUGCUAUUUUAUUACAGAGUAAAAUCAUGAAAUUAUAUUUAAAUAUUGCUCAGAUUGUGUGAAGGAGAUUGCUGAGAAGUAAGAGCAUCAGAAAAGCUCCAGCCUGGUUUCAAAAAAUGGUUAAAACAAAGCUAAUAAAGCUGAAGUGCCGAGUGUGAUUUACAUUUUUUUAAAAAGCUAAUUGGUGGUUGAUGCUUCUGCGUUUAUAGCCUGCCUUCACACUUAACACUGACUGGUGUCUUUACCCCCAGAGAGGCAGUGAAUGACUGUGGUGUGACCAGGUGUGUUUUAAUACGUAGUGGUACUUUAUCUUCAUUUAUAUUCACCCUGCGAGGUUGAAUAAAUGAAAGUAAAACACCAUAAUGAGGCUAAAAACAAGUGUGUCAACGAGUGUCAAAGCAGCUACCCUUGUUUUACAUAUUCACAGAUACAAUGAAAUAACAAUACCUGUUGCAGUAGAGUAUUAUGUUCUAGACUGUAUCUGGAAGUCAAAGGGAUCUGGAAAAAAAUGUACACAUGAAGAAUUUAAAUAAUGAAACAUUUAAAGGGAAAUAAGGUCAAAAAAGGCAUCCUGUCCCAAAUCUGGUUCUUCAGCUCGUUAUUUAAGUCAGUGUUGAUCACCAUCUCUCAUGUGCUUCCUUGAGUCUUCUAUGAACCCAAUUAAAAUGGAUAUUUAAAAGAUAUAAUGAAUGGAUCAGUGCUUUAUUAAAUAAACUGGCUUUUAUUCAAAUGUGUCUCCUGAACAAUAAAAUCUCUGUAAUGUUA
Messenger RNA from Lates calcarifer (barramundi perch), 4781 nucleotides. It is a transcript of the gene rilpl1, whose product is annotated as Rab interacting lysosomal protein-like 1. The record is from RefSeq and is a predicted model, not a curated record. Gene Ontology annotation, cellular component: ciliary basal body; cytoplasm. Bases 291 to 1682 code for a protein of 463 amino acids. The transcript is spliced from 9 exons. Gene Ontology annotation, molecular function: protein dimerization activity. Gene Ontology annotation, biological process: cilium assembly. Lineage: Eukaryota; Metazoa; Chordata; Actinopteri; Centropomidae.